AAGAAAACAUAUACUCAAGCAGCUGAAUCUGCUGUCUCUAAAUCUGCUAUCUCAAAAUCAGCUCAAAAUCCUGAGAAAACUGAGAACAAUACUGCUCAUACUUCUAUUCAUAAAAAAGUGAAAAAAAAAUAUAUGAACACUUUACAAUCUCUUAUUUUAGAGACUCAAAAUAUGCAUUCUGUGCUAGAGAUUACAAAACUAGUGAGUAUAAAU
Blastomyces gilchristii SLH14081 is the source of this 213-nucleotide messenger RNA. RefSeq lists its product as uncharacterized. The record is from RefSeq and is a predicted model, not a curated record. The annotation marks the transcript as partial. NCBI's taxonomy places the organism in Eukaryota, Fungi, Ascomycota, Eurotiomycetes, Onygenales, Ajellomycetaceae. The transcript is spliced from 2 exons.